AGCGGGAAACAGGACGUUGGCCGUUUCCUCUCAGGCUCCAUACCCAACCAAAUUUGGUGGCUUCUGUUUCGGUUCCUUUCCAAGGUCAUGCUCUCUGGAGCUCUCUAUUAAUCCCCUCUCUCUCUCUCCUCAUCCUUGCUUGCACGGAAAAAACAAGUUGUGUCGAGUACAAAGAACAGAGAGAGAACCAAAGAAGGAAAUCCGUGAUCAUCCUAAAUCUCUAGCCUUGUAUGCUUUAUUUUGUCUGUGUGUGUGUUUGUGUCACGGAGAGAGACAGAGAGAGAGUUUUAUGAGUUGAUCUAUGUCCAUACAAGGAAAGAAAAGAGAGUUUUUGACUGAUACUUCAUCGUAGAGGCAGAUAUAGGAAUUAGGGAAGGAUGGAUUUGAUUCUGUGAAGAAUAUAUAAAUAGAUUUCAGUUGAUUACACUGGGGAAUGAUACAGAGACCAAGAGCAGAUGGAUUUUUGGCCGGAGUUUCUUGCAAGCAGCUGGGGAAAAGAAUUUGUGGCCGGAGGAUUUGGCGGCACAGCCGGCAUCAUAGCCGGUUAUCCUCUUGAUACCCUCAGGAUCCGGCAACAGCAACCGACCAGUACUGAUUCCGCCAUCAGAAUCCUUCGCAAUGUUGUCUCCAGUGAGGGACCUCUUGCACUCUACAGAGGCAUGGCUGCACCACUUGCCUCUGUCACUUUUCAGAAUGCCAUGGCAUUUCAGAUUUAUGCUGUCCUGUCACGGGUUUUUGACACAUCAGUCCGCACAACAGACCCUCCUUCUUACAAAGGGGUUGCUCUGGGAGGAAUUGGAACAGGGGCAAUACAAAGCUUGAUGCUCAGCCCUGUUGAACUAAUUAAAAUCCACCUCCAAUUACAGAAGAAAACUCAAGCAAAUAGUCUCAAAGGUCCAGUAAGUGUCGCCAGAAGCAUAUAUAGGACAGAAGGUUGGAGGGGUAUUUACCGAGGUUUUACAAUCACUGUGCUCAGAGAUGCACCUGCUCAUGGCUUGUACUUCUGGACAUACGAGUACAUGAGAGAGCAACUUCACCCAGGAUGCAGAAAAAGUGGCCAGGAGAGCUUCAGAACAAUGCUUAUUGCAGGAGGUUUAGCAGGAGUUGCAAGCUGGAUUUGCUGUUAUCCUUUGGAUGUAAUAAAGACCAGAAUCCAGGCUCAGUCACAAUAUUCUCCAUCAAAUUAUGGUGGCAUUGUUGAUUGCUUUAAUCGGAUUGUGCGAGAGGAGGGAUAUCAUGUCCUGUGGCGCGGAUUGGGAACCGCAGUUGCCAGAGCUUUUGUUGUCAAUGGGGCUAUUUUUACAGCUUAUGAAACAGCUCUAAGGUGCCUAUUCAACAACAGUCAAGCAACCAAUCAAUAGGAGAAAUGCAGUAUAGAAGAAGUUAGUCCCUUCCCAUUGAAGUGGCUAACAUAGCCCCCUAUACCAUAUGGCAGUUGGUUAUAUCUUAAACACCACUUAAAAAAUAUGAUUGGCUAUUCGUUGUCAUUACAGUUACAAUUCCUGUGCCGAGACAUCAGCAAUCAGUGACAAUGACUGAACAAAACAUUGUAGACAAGAAGACUGGAUUAUUGGCUUUAAUAAAAGAUGGUCUCUUGAUCUUUAAAAUCCUAGCACCAACUGAACCCAAAGAGAGAUGAACAUAUUGAGAGAAUUAGAUUUCUGGCACCUAUUUCUGUUGUAAUAGCAUCGAAAACUAUCAAUGAA
Ilex paraguariensis (yerba mate) is the source of this 1706-nucleotide messenger RNA. NCBI's taxonomy places the organism in Eukaryota, Viridiplantae, Streptophyta, Magnoliopsida, Aquifoliales, Aquifoliaceae. The record is from the annotation of a GenBank genome assembly.